Messenger RNA from Fusarium oxysporum Fo47, 1329 nucleotides. Its product is annotated as major facilitator superfamily domain-containing protein. Gene Ontology annotation, biological process: pantothenate import across plasma membrane. The transcript is spliced from 10 exons. The record is from RefSeq and is a predicted model, not a curated record. Lineage: Eukaryota; Fungi; Ascomycota; Sordariomycetes; Hypocreales; Nectriaceae. The coding region runs from base 1 to 1329 and encodes 442 amino acids. Gene Ontology annotation, cellular component: plasma membrane. Gene Ontology annotation, molecular function: pantothenate transmembrane transporter activity.
AUGGCCAUGGGUCUAAAGCUCCAGAAACUGCGCGUUGCGGUAUGGGGUGAGGCCCCCGAUAGCCCUGAGGAACGCAAGGAGGACAUCGAUAUCACUCCCGAUCAGUACAAUCUUUUGGUCACUAUUCUUUCUGUUGGCUACAUUGUCGGUCAAGUUCCCCACGGCCUCGUCAUCCAAAAGGUCGCUCCUCGCAUCUGGUUUCCUCUUAUGACACUUGUCUGGGCACUUUUGACCAUGGUAUGCGCCGCCUGUCACAGUUUUCAACAACUAGCACCGGUCCGAUUCUUCCAAGGUGUCGCAGAGGCAUCGACAUAUAGCGGAACACAAUACAUCAUCGGUAGUUGGUAUAAGGGACCAGAGGUCGGAAAGCGGGUUGGGCUCUUCCAAGCUUCCGGAAUGGUCGGCACCAUGUUUGCCGGUAUUCUAAUGACGGCUAUCUGGAACACUAUGGAUGGAGUAUCUGGCCUGCCAGGCUGGAGAUGGUCCUUCAUCAUUGAUGGCAUAAUUACUAUUCCCGUGGCGGUCUUUGGGUUCAUCUUCUUUCCUGACCUCCCAGAGACCACCAAAGCAUUCUACAUGAAGCCACAUGAGCGAGAGCUCGCCCUUAGUCGACUGCCACCCAAAGAUCCAGAAGGCCACAAGAUCGGAGCUUCAAUCAUCAAAAGAGUUCUACUAGCACCCAACUUUUGGAUCUUUACCAUCUUCUGGAUGCUUGGAGGAGCUCUCGAGGCAUACACAACCCAGACAUGCAUGGUCUUAUGGAUGAAAGCAUCCGGACUCUUCACCGUCCCACAAAACAACACUUAUCCUCUGGGAAUUACAGCUAUAGGAAUCGUUCUUACUCUUGCUACCUCUGUGGCAAUCGAUGCUACUGGGGUCCACGUUCCGUACGGACUCGCAGCUUGCGGUAUCCAGAUCAUCACAUGUGUAGUUCUCCUCUGCUGGGACGUUGUUGGAACAUCGGCAAAGAUGGGAGCUUUCUAUCUCGCUGGAACUGCGUAUUUGAUCCAGCCAGUCGUGUUUACAUGGGCGAACAAAAUCCUGGCGCGUGAUGGAGAUGACGUUGCACGAGCUGUUAUUCUCUGUGCCAUGAACGGUGCAUCAUCCGUUCUCUUCUCAUUCUGGGGUAUCACGCUCUACCCAGCUCGGGACGCUGCAACGGGCUUUCAGAAUGGGACAAUAGCUAUGGUGGUCGUUUCUGUCUUUCUUGCCGGAUGGAUUGGUAUUGUAUGGUGGCAAGAUAAGAGAACCGCUUGCAUCCAAGCGGGCCACCCAGUAACAGAUGCCAGAGCCGAGCAGGGGGCUUACAAAUAUCCCUGCAAAGAAUAA